Molecule: messenger RNA, 737 nt
Organism: Capsaspora owczarzaki ATCC 30864
Lineage: Eukaryota; Filasterea; Ministeriida; Capsasporidae
Exons: 6
Coding region: 19-579 (186 amino acids)
Biological process (GO): phospholipid transport
Cellular component (GO): mitochondrial intermembrane space
Molecular function (GO): phosphatidic acid transfer activity
Source: RefSeq, a predicted model, not a curated record
GUCGUUCUUGCUCGAGCCAUGCGCGAGAUCACCAUUACCCACUUGUUCAAAUUCCCCGUUGAGAUUGUCUACAAGACGUACUUUGAAAAGUAUGCCGACGGACGCGAUCCCAACAUCAAGUCGAUCGAUGUGCUCGAGCGGCACAUUGAUCAGAAUGGCGUCGAGACAGUCAAGCGAAGAGCCGUCCUGGAGAACAUCGUCCCUUGGUACCUUCAAUUCUUUAUUCCGGGCCAUUGCAUUAUGGAGGAAGUUGUCGUGCGCGAUGUCAAGGAACGCAUGUUCAGCACGCACACGUACAAUGUGACGUGGGCUGACACUGCAGCGAUGGUGGAACGAACGACCUACACACGACAUGCAGACAAUCCCCAAUGGACGGAUAUGAAGCAAUCCGGCACGCUUGAAUGCAAAAAGUGCCCUGAUUUCGCUGGAGGCACGGUUGAGGCGAUUGUGGCCAAAUUUCUGACGCACGGAGCUUACAAGGGUCUCAAGAUUAUGGAUACUCUCGUCCAGGCGCAGGCAGAUGCUGAAGCGGCGAAAGCGGUGCAGCGAACGGGUCGCUCGCACGGCGAGAGCUUGUAAAACACCACCAAGCGUCCUUUUGAUUUGCUCGGAUUGGGUUUUGCAGAGAAGGAAACAUCUUCAAACCAGACUGUAUUUGUAACGAAACGGAAACAUAAUCUCUUCCAGUUCGAGUCACCACGAAGCGCUGCUCGCAAGUUCCAGGGCUUUGGCAAACC